AUGAGGAAUCCCGUGGCAUGCAUUGCGUGUCGCAGUGCCAAGCAGAAAUGCAUCCACAACGACGCUCCGCCCUGCGAUCGAUGCAAGGCCACAUCCCGCGCCAGCUCGUGCCAAUUCCCUCCGCCAGGCACAUCCUCAAUCCAUCGCCAGCCUAAGCGUCCGCGUCAACACUCUCCAGGGACCUCCGGACAUACCCCGACUCUUCUAGACUCGCCUAGUCGACUCGGCGAUCCAUCCAAUGCCAACAGCUCCACCCCUCAAGACUCGUCGCAAACCUCGAGCCCGACGGCGCAUGUCGCAGGCCUCGAUCCGUACGAUCUUCUUACCGACGAGGUGAAGAACAGCUAUCUCCGAUGCUCGUACAAAUGGAGCUUCCAUCACACGCCGACGUUGUUGAGGCGAAUGCGCGAUCGAACACUGGAGAUCUGGGUGGUUUGGGCAAUCCUCGCGCUGGCUAUCAGGCAAGGGACUAAUAACUCCAAUAGAUUCGUACGCGAACCUCCGGCUCCCUUCAAAAGCCAGAUAGAAGCUAGCAAUGCGUUUGCCGCCCAUGCCAGACAGAUCCUCCAAGGCGACCUCGAAACACCCAGCGUCAGUCGCGUACAAGCCCUCCUGAUGCUUACGGGACACGAUUGGGGAGCAGGAAAUGGUCGGCGGGCUUGGAUGUACCUGGGAAUGGCAAUCCGCAUGGUACAGAUGCUGGACUUGUGCCAAGAGCCAAAAUACCCCAAAGACAGGCUUCCCACCCGAGAAGAGUUCAUCAAUAUGGAAGAGAGGCGAAGGACUGCGUGGACCUGCUUCCUGAUGGACAGUCUCCUCAGCGGUGGAAAAGGCCGAAAGCGAUCGCUCGACGCGUCGGAUAUGAUGAUCCAGCUGCCAUGCGAAAAGGACGACUUCGUCUUCGGAGAGCCCGUGUGUUGCGAAAACAUAGACGGUCAGAUCGUGAUGCCACCAAUCUCUCUCGAUGUUGGUGAGCUCGGCAUCAUCGCGUACAGCUUACGUGCAGCCAACAUCUGGGGCAUGGUAGCCCGCUGGGCAUGCUCUUCGACUGUCAACAAUGAACUACCAUGGGUGAAAACGUCUGAGUUUCACAAACUGAUACAAGAUCUCAAUGCCUGGCAAGGGUCUCUUCCUGCAAGACUGCAAUACGAUCUGUUUUCUUUACACUCACACAACGCUGUCGACCAAGGUCAAGCCUUUUGCUACAUGCAUUGCAUUCAUUUCAUGUCAUUCAUGUUUCUCCGUCGCGCCUAUCUGCCAGUCCUAGGGCCUCAGAAUGGGAAUUUGGAUGAGACGCCCAAAUCAUAUAACGAGCAAUCAGAAUCUUGGAAGCAAUGGCAGCGCAUGUCUCGGAAAGAGCUCUUCAAAGAAGCCACAAUGGUGUGCGAGAUGCUCGAAGAGAUGCGUACAUUUGGAGUCUUCUUUCUCCGAGGUCUCGUUCCUUGGAUUGGUUUCACCAUCUAUACGGCUGUUGGUGUUGUUCUAUACAGCUACAACUUCCCUAGCGAUGACGACGAUCCUGCCAUCACGCGGAAGGCACGCGAGCGCGUCAUUCAAGGUUGUCUGUUCCUCAAAGAAAUGAAGAACCAGUGGCCGAUGGCCGACACCUGGUUUGAGACAAUCAAGCGCAUGCAAGCCUACUAUCGCACUUUGCACAGCGAUGAGGGCCCGGCCUCUCCAGACGAACGACGCGUGCUGCGAAACGCAAUGAUCGACUACGGCGCGCUACAACCGUCUCCCGUCCAGCCUCAAAAUAAGGAAGCACCGCAGCAGAUAGAGCGAGAGCGAGAACGAGAGCCAAUUCGUGAAGUAUGCUCAAAUCACUCCCUGCCUUUGAUAUCGCUAUUUCUAAUACUAGCCGCGAUACAGUCUAUGGUUCCUGGCCCACAACUCGUAUCACCACCUUCCACUACUCCAUUAGCCAACAAUGGAUCUUUCUUCGACUCGGCGCAGUCUUACCACGCGUAUAAUGACACAAACUUCGAUCUGGACUUCAACUUCGACAUGACUGAUGCUGAUGUUGAAGCGAUCAUGGCCAGUGCGACGCAAGAUUUCUGGGCCUCGUUCCCGGGAGAAGUCGGUGGCUAUAGCUGAGACUGCCGCCAUGGAUCCAUCCGCCUUAGCGACUGUCAAACAUAACUACGAUAU
Molecule: messenger RNA, 2148 nt
Organism: Mytilinidion resinicola
Lineage: Eukaryota; Fungi; Ascomycota; Dothideomycetes; Mytilinidiales; Mytilinidiaceae
Exons: 3
Coding region: 1-2094 (697 amino acids)
Biological process (GO): regulation of DNA-templated transcription; DNA-templated transcription
Cellular component (GO): nucleus
Molecular function (GO): DNA-binding transcription factor activity, RNA polymerase II-specific; DNA binding; zinc ion binding
Source: RefSeq, a predicted model, not a curated record